UAUAAAGAAGCCCAUUUUUCUCUCAAGAACCUACUCAUUUACUCGGACCACCAACUUGCGACCGAAGAAAACAAAACAAGACUUGGUCUCUAAGAACCAACCACUCCUUUGGUCCGUGUCUUCAUCAGAAUUAGAUUCUUAAUGGCUUAUUCUUCGUUUCUAGACAUAUCUCUCGAUCUCAACACUAACCCUUUCGAUCGUAAUUUCCCCGAAAAUUUUCCGAAGAAGGAGGUCAACGUUUCGACUUCUGCUGAUUUGGAAAGGAAAUGCUUGGUGAAAGAAGAGAGCGCAAAUGAGCUAAGAGAGGAGCUAAACAGAGUCAACUCAGAGAACAAGAAGCUAACAGAGAUGCUAGCAACAGUCUGGGAGAACUACUACGCACUUCAUCAUCAUCUCGAAAAACUUCAGAGUCGAAAUAGCCCUGAAAUCGAUGAACAACCAACAAAGAAAAGAAAACAAGAUCCGGAUGAUUUCCUAUUAGGCUUUCCUGUUGGACUCAGCAGUGGCAAAACUGACAACAGCUCUAGCAACGAAGAUCAUCAUCAUCAUCAUCAACAUGAGCAAAAAAAUCAGCUUCUUCCAUGCAAAAGACCAGUCACUGAUAGCUUCAACAAAGCAAAGGUUUCAACAGUCUACGUGCCUGCUGAUUCUACCGACACAAGCUUGACAGUAAAAGAUGGAUAUCAAUGGAGGAAAUACGGACAAAAGGUUACAAGAGAUAACCCGUCUCCUAGAGCUUACUUUAGAUGCUCGUUUGCGCCGUCUUGUCCAGUGAAAAAGAAGGUGCAACGCAGCGCAGAGGAUCCGUCCUUACUGGUAGCGACAUAUGAAGGGACGCAUAAUCACUUGGGUCCGAACGCUUCUGAAGGAGAUGCUACAAGUCAGGUUGGGACAAGCACUGUGACGUUGGAUCUUGUUCAUGGUGGUCAUAGAUUAGCUUUGGAGAAGAAUGAAAGGGGAACGAUGCAAGACGUUUUGGUUCAACAAAUGGCGUCUUCGUUAACGAAAGAUUCAAAAUUCACAGCUGCUCUUGCUGCUGCUAUAUCUGGGAGGUUGAUGGAACAGGCUAGAACAUGAAGGUUCCAGUGAAUGUUUUUGUUUUGGUUUCUCAUCCCUG
This is a messenger RNA of Eutrema salsugineum, 1117 nucleotides long. RefSeq names its product WRKY transcription factor 18. The transcript has 5 exons. The record is from RefSeq and is a predicted model, not a curated record. Gene Ontology annotation, biological process: regulation of DNA-templated transcription. Lineage: Eukaryota; Viridiplantae; Streptophyta; Magnoliopsida; Brassicales; Brassicaceae. Bases 142 to 1077 code for a protein of 311 amino acids. Gene Ontology annotation, molecular function: sequence-specific DNA binding; DNA-binding transcription factor activity.